Kwoniella mangroviensis CBS 8507 is the source of this 930-nucleotide messenger RNA. RefSeq lists its product as uncharacterized. The record is from RefSeq and is a predicted model, not a curated record. Gene Ontology annotation, biological process: regulation of DNA-templated transcription. The transcript has 5 exons. NCBI's taxonomy places the organism in Eukaryota, Fungi, Basidiomycota, Tremellomycetes, Tremellales, Cryptococcaceae. Bases 1 to 930 code for a protein of 309 amino acids. Gene Ontology annotation, molecular function: DNA-binding transcription factor activity.
AUGUCACCCACAUCUUCCCUCUCAUCCAAAUCGCUCUUGUCCAGCUUCAAAGGCAACUCUACCACUUCCCUCGUGAAUAUGAGCGACGACAUGGACGGUAGAACCAGAAAUGCAAAGGCCCAAAAGAGGCAUAGGGAGAAACAAAAGGCUAGAGUGAAAGCGCUCGAAGAUUCCGUUCAAGUGCUCACCGCACAACUUGAAGAUGCCCGUCGUCAACUCGGUCAACUCCCCUACCCACCUGGUUCAUCGCGGAUGGGACUCGGUACGCACUCGCCCGAGUUUGCUCAGAUGCAAAAUGAGAAUAGUUACCUGCGAGACGAAAAUGCCGAUCUGAGAAGACAGCUUUACACGCUUCGAGUCACUUAUGGUCAAGAGAACCCCGGUGGCGGGAACGGGCCGCAGAAUCAAAUGCCUAGUCCGCCACCUAGACAUGGUAGUGGACAAGGUCAAGGAAGGUCGAACACUAAUCCCGCUGGAAAUGAUAGCUCAGAUCCAUACAGGAACUCAUCAGGUAACGGCAAUAGAUCAAGAGUUUUAUCCGCUUCUUCGGCUCCAAACGCCUCACCAUACGUUUCCUCUUCUUCUUUUCCUGCGGAUCUGAGGGCUCAUUCACUCUCCAACUCCAACAACAAUGGAUCAUCGAGCAAUUCAGGUAACAAUAAGCCUCAACAGAUCGAAUCGAAUUACCCAGUAAGGUAUGAAGGACACAUGUAUCCUCCUACUGCACCUCCCCCGCACGCCCUACCAAGAAGUCAGAUGUAUAAUGUGGACAACAUGCCUUAUGGAAGGGGUGAAAGCGGGGAAAACAUGCCUUGGGGUCCAGAAUCCGGGCCUCCCCCUUUUGCUGGAGCCAUGGGUUAUCCACCUGUUAAUUUCCAUGAGAAUAGUUCGUCAAACGCUGUUUCCGAACCUUGGAGACAAGACCAGUAA